CCCGAGAGCCCCCGCCGGGCCCCCUCCCCGCCCCGCGCCCCGCUCGCCUCCCGCCCGCCCCCGCCGCCGCUCCGCGCCUCCCUCCGCCUCUCCUUCCCCCAUUCUCCCGGAUUAAUUAAGGAGGCAGCGGCAGGAGGCUGAGUCCUGGCCGCGGGCCGGGGCCGGGGCGCCGCUGGCAGGAGCGCUUGAGGAUCCUCCAAGGCGACCAUGGCCUUGCUGGGAAAGCGCUGUGACAUCCCCGCCAACGGCUGCGGGCCUGACCGCUGGACCUCCGCCUUCGCCCGCAAAGACGAGAUCAUCACCAGCCUCGUGUCUGCCUUAGAUUCCAUGUGCUCAGCGCUCUCCAAGCUGAACGCCGAGGUGGCCUGCGUCGCUGUGCAUGAUGAGAGCGCCUUUGUGGUCGGCACCGAGAAGGGGAGAAUGUUCCUGAACGCACGCAAGGAGCUGCAGUCAGACUUCCUCAGGUUCUGCCGAGGGCCCCCGUGGAAGGAGCCGGAGGCAGAGCACCCCAAGAAGGUGCCACGGGGUGAGGGUGGCGGCCGGAACGUCCCACGGUCUGCCCUGGAACAUGGCUCGGACGUGUACCUUCUGCGGAAGAUGGUAGAGGAGGUGUUUGAUGUUCUUUAUAGUGAGGCCCUGGGCAGGGCCAGCGUGGUGCCGCUGCCCUACGAGCGGCUGCUCCGGGAGCCGGGGCUGCUGGCCGUGCAGGGGCUGCCCGAGGGCCUGGCCUUCCGGAGGCCGGCUGACUACGACCCCAAGGCCCUCAUGGCCAUCCUGGAGCACAGCCACCGGAUCCGCUUCAAGCUCAAGAGGCCGCUCGAGGAUGGCGGACGGGACUCGAAGGCCCUGGUGGAGCUGAAUGGCGUCUCUCUGCUAGCCAAGGGGGCUCGGGACUGUGGCCUGCACGGCCAGACCCCCAAGGGGCCACCCCAGGACCUGCCUCCCCCUGCCACCUCCUCGUCCGUGGCCAGCUUUCUGUACAGCACGGCCCUCCCCAACCACGCAGUGCGGGAGCUCAAGCAAGAGGCGCCCGCCUGCCCGCUCGGCCCCGGUGACCUGGGCCUCGGCCGGCCCGGGCCGGAGCCCAAGGCCCCCGCUGCCCAGGACUUCCCGGACUGCUGUGGACAGAAGCCCACUGGUCCUGGCGGUCCUCUCAUUCAGAAUGUGCAUGCCUCUAAGCGGAUCCUCUUCUCCAUCGUCCACGACAAGUCAGAGAAAUGGGACGCCUUCAUAAAGGAAACCGAGGACAUCAACACUCUGCGGGAGUGCGUGCAGAUCCUGUUUAACAGCAGAUAUGCGGAAGCCCUGGGCCUGGACCACAUGGUCCCCGUCCCCUACAGGAAGAUCGCUUGCGACCCGGAGGCCGUGGAGAUCGUGGGCAUCCCAGACAAGAUCCCCUUCAAGCGCCCCUGCACCUACGGAGUACCCAAGCUGAAGCGGAUCCUGGAGGAGCGGCACAGCAUCCACUUUGUCAUUAAGAGGAUGUUCGACGAGCGAAUUUUCACAGGGAACAAGUUUACCAAAGACCCCACGAAGCUGGAGCCAGCCAGCCCGCCAGAGGACGCCUCUCCGGAGGUGGCCCGUGCUGCCGUCCUGGAUCUGGCUGGGACCACCCGGUCAGACAAGAGCAGUCUCUCCGAAGACUGCGGGCCAGGAACCUCCGGGGAGCUGGGUGGGUUGAGACCCAUCAAAAUUGAGCCAGAGGAUCCGGAUAUCAUCCAGGUCACCGUCCCAGACCCUUCCCCAGCCUCUGAGGAAAUGACAGACUCGAUGCCUGGACAUCUGCCCUCAGAAGAUUCUGGUUACGGGAUGGAGAUGCUGACUGACAAAGGCGCCGGCGAGGACCCUCGGCCCGAGGAAAGGCCAGUGGAGGACAGUCACGGCGAUGUGAUCCGGCCUCUGCGGAAGCAGGUGGAACUGCUUUUCAACACGCGAUACGCCAAGGCCAUUGGCAUCUCGGAGCCUGUCAAGGUGCCCUACUCCAAGUUCCUGAUGUACCCAGAGGAGCUGUUUGUGGUGGGGCUGCCUGAAGGCAUCUCCCUCCGCAGGCCCAACUGCUUUGGGAUCGCCAAGCUCCGGAAGAUCCUGGAAGCCAGCAACAGCAUCCAGUUUGUCAUCAAGAGGCCUGAGCUGCUCACGGAAGGAGUCAAAGAGCCCCUUGCGGACAGCCAAGAGAGGGAUUCCGGGGACCCUCUUGUGGACGAGAGCCUGAAGAGACAGGGCUUUCAAGAAAAUUAUGACGCCAGACUCUCACGGAUCGACAUUGCCAACACACUGAGGGAGCAAGUUCAGGAUCUGUUCAAUAAGAAAUAUGGGGAGGCCUUGGGUAUCAAGUACCCAGUCCAGGUGCCCUACAAGCGGAUCAAGAGUAACCCUGGCUCGGUCAUCAUCGAGGGGCUGCCCCCGGGGAUCCCGUUCCGAAAGCCCUGCACCUUUGGCUCCCAGAACCUGGAGAGGAUCCUCGCGGUGGCUGACAAGAUCAAGUUCACCGUCACCAGGCCUUUCCAAGGACUCAUCCCGAAGCCUGACGAAGAUGAUGCCAACAGGCUCGGGGAGAAGGUGAUCCUCCGGGAGCAGGUGAAGGAGCUCUUCAACGAGAAAUACGGCGAGGCUCUGGGCCUGAACCGGCCCGUGCUGGUCCCUUACAAACUGAUCCGGGACAGCCCAGACGCCGUUGAGGUCACGGGCCUGCCUGAUGACAUCCCUUUCCGGAACCCCAACACAUACGACAUCCACCGGCUGGAGAAGAUCCUGAAGGCCCGCGAGCAUGUCCGCAUGGUCAUCAUCAACCAGCUCCAACCUUUUGCAGAAAUCUGUAGUGAUGCCAAGGUGCCAGCCAAAGACAGCAGCAUUCCCAAGCGCAAGAGAAAGCGGGUCUCCGAAGGGAACUCCGUCUCCUCCUCCUCCUCCUCGUCUUCCUCUUCUUCCUCCUCUAACCCGGAGUCGGUAGCAUCCACCAACCAGAUCUCGCUCGUGCAAUGGCCAAUGUACAUGGUGGACUAUGCCGGCCUGAACGUGCAACUCCCGGGACCUCUGAAUUACUAGACCUCAGUGCUGAAUCAGGACCUCACUCAGAAAGACUAAAGGAAAUGUAAUUUAUGUACAAAGUGUAUAUUCGGAUAUGUAUCGAUGCCUUUUAGUUUUUCCAAUGAUUUUUACACUAUAUUCCUGCCACCAAGGCCUUUUUAAAUAAGUAAAAAAAAGAAAAAAAAAGAAAAAAAAAGCAUUGCCUCUGUUCCUGUUACUUGUUCUCUUUUGGAAUUUGUGGCUGCAGCUGCCGUCCCUGGAAUGAGGUCAGGAAGUUUGGCUCAGCUGGUCUGCCCAGGCCUUCCGUCUUUGCCAAGAACAGAGGCCACGGCCCUGAUCACAGGGCCCUGGGUACAGGCUUCAUUCAUUUUGCUGCUGCUGCUGGGGUCACAUGACCUCAGGACGCAGUACCAGAGGCAGGUGAAGUGCAGGGCCGAGCCCCUGGCCUCAGGGAGCGUGCAGUGUGGUGGAGGGUUGUCUUGUCCUGGCCCCAAUAAAAGGUGCCGUCAAGAAGGUCAGAUAUGAUAAGCAGACAUGGAAUCUCCAUAGCUGGAGGGAAGACAUCUUGGAGACGGGGCCUUUGGGUUGGGCCUGGAGAGUUGACAUGGCUUUUGGUUUGUUUUUUAUUUUUUGGCCACGCUGUGCGGCACGUGGGAUCUUAGUUCCCAGACCAGGGAUUGAACCUGCACCCCUUGCUUUGAAAGCAUGGAGUCUCAACCACAGACUGCUCAGGAAGUCCCUGAGGCGGGUUUUUGCUACUGUGUGCACGUGCUCAGUCUCUCAGUUAUGUCUGACUCUUUUUAACCCCAUGGGCUGUAGCCCACCAGGCGCCUCUGUCUUGGAACCUCCAAGCAAGAAUACUGGAGUGGGUUGCCAUUUCCUAUUCCAAGGGAACCCUCCAACUUAAGGAUCGAACUGUGUCUCCUGCAUUUGCAGGCAGAUUCUUUACAGCUGAACCACCUGGAAAGCCCCAGGUUUUUGCUAGAGCUCAGGAUAUUUAAGCAGAGUGGUGGGUCACAGCUACUGGUCAGAAAGACCAGUUUGGUGACAGGUAGAAAGGUGAAGGAAGUGAUGAGACUGGACUUCAGAAAGACAAGUCAAAGGGUCUGGCAGUCAUUCAGGCUUGCCAUACUGGCCACUCCUUCAGUCCUGAUGGGAAAGCCGGGGAAGGACAGGACGCCCUGGAAGCACAUGGCAGGGUGCCUUUACCCAGCACAGACUCAAGAAACGGACUGUUGUUCAGUUGCUCAGUCGUGUCCAACUCUGCGACCCCAUGGACUACAGCCUGCCAGGAUUCCCAGUCCUUCACUAUCUCCCAGAGCUUGCUCAAACUCACGUCCAUUGAGUGAGUGAUGCCAUCCAACCACCUCGACCUCGGUCGUCCCCUUCUCCUCCUGCCUUCAAUUUUUCCAGCAUCAGGGUCUUAGGAGUUGGCAGGACAAAACAGGGAGGGCUGCGGCUGGACACUGUCGUGGGGGAGAGCCACAUGUGCAAAGGCAGGGAGACUGGACUGAGAACCUGGGCGUUCUAGGGACGAGAAGGAGUCGCUGGAGCAGGGGAAGAGUGGCUGGAAGUGAGAUGGAAAGGUAGGCAAGGGUAGUCCACAGGCUGUGCCCUGCAUGUGGUACUAGAUGAGGGGUGAACCUGGGCAGAAAUGCAGCGUGAGCUCUGCUGGCCCAGCCUGGUGCUCUGCAGCCACACUAUCCUUUCCCCCUGGUCCUAGUGGAAGACCUUGUGGGCUGGGCAGAGGUGAGGAGGGACGCUGGUGAGAGCCACAGCACAGAGUGCCAGGGGAGAACCAAGACCAGGUCUGUAUUUUGGAAGGGCCUGGCUUCCCCCGCAGAGAGAGAAGCCAGAGUCCACGUGGGAGGCUCUUGCCGUUGUUCCAGACAGAGCUGGUGGGGGUUUGGGCCAGGUGAAGAAUAACAAGGAGGUCAGCCAACAGGACUUGGAGGUCAAUUAGACGCCAGUGCUGGGGCGUGGAGGGGUCAGGGUGGACUGCGGCGUCCAGCCAGGGUCCAGCAGGAAGCCUACGAUGUGGAGGAACUGAGUCCUGAGUCAGCUAAGUACACAAUCCAAACAGGCCAGGAGCUCCUGCCAGCCCUCUGGGUCAGCCAGUGCUCAGAGCUGAGAGGCAAGGUCCUGUCCCAGCCUUCCAGACUCUCUUCCUCCUGGAAGGACACAAGAAGCAGGAACCACAAACUUGGCAUGCCCCCACCCAGACUUUUCCUCUCUCUGCCACAUUCCAGUGGCCCCGGGACCCGCUGGCGCCCUCCACUCCAUCUUCAGUUCCCUGGCUUUGAGCCCAGUCCGCCUUUAAUCUCCAAGAUCAGGGGAGGGGUGACCCACUACCAUUGACCACCCACCGCACUCAAGGCAUCAACUGCCUAGGAGAUCAAGGACCGCAUGGUAACUGCCACCUUGCCGUCAGACCCUCUCUCCUGGCACUCAGCCUUCCUCCAUCUAAUCCUGUCUCUCCCGGCAUUAAAAAGCCCCCACUGCGUUCCCUCCCCUGCAGCAUUCAGUGCCAACUUCCCGGCCCUCCCUGUCUGUCCCCCUCCUCUGCCUCCCACCCCACAGAUCUGUGCCCUUUUCUUCUCCACGGCAGCCACCGGGCAGUGAGCGCGCCUCCAGCCUGGCCACUGGCCUGCGUCCCUGCAGUCCGGCCGACCCGAGGCUCGGGCCCACCUGGCGCCCCAGCCGCCGGGCUGGCGCCUCCGGGUUGUCUAGACCGGUCCGGGCCUCCCCGCCCCCGCGCUCAGAUCUGCGGCCAGAGCCGGAAGUGGCUCCUGCCCGGGGCGGGCGGGGCUCUGCGUGCUGCAGACGGUGCAGCAGGCGGCUGCGCGGAGAGGCGGGGAGCCCCGGGGAAGGGCGCUGGAACCCCGAAAGGCCGGACUCUCCGCCUUUGUCAUCUUUCGGACGCAUGCAAAUAGGCGGGUUGGUGCAGCGAAACUUCGUGCCUUGGUGCCAGGCUUCAUUGCAGAAAUAAAGGGGAUCCCCCUUCCCAAGUCAAAGCUUUUGAACCAA
Messenger RNA from Bubalus bubalis (water buffalo), 6054 nucleotides. RefSeq names its product GTF2I repeat domain containing 1 (gene GTF2IRD1). The transcript has 27 exons. Gene Ontology annotation, biological process: transcription by RNA polymerase II. NCBI's taxonomy places the organism in Eukaryota, Metazoa, Chordata, Mammalia, Artiodactyla, Bovidae. Bases 208 to 3045 code for a protein of 945 amino acids. Gene Ontology annotation, cellular component: nucleus. The record is from RefSeq and is a predicted model, not a curated record. Gene Ontology annotation, molecular function: DNA-binding transcription factor activity.